AUAAGUUUUUUGGUUUUGUUUUUUCCCGGAACUUGGAAAACUGAUUAUAAAAUUUGCUUGAAAAGCAAAGUUCAAGAAUACACAGGAUGUUCCUGAAGAAAAAAAUAAGGUGUGACUUGCUCUAUUAGAUGCUAAACCUUUAAUAAAGCUUGAAUGAUGGCACAGAGAUAGGCAAACUGAUCCAGUGGAACGGGCUAGAGAAGCAGACUCAGGGACAUAUGGAGACUUGACAGAUGAUGUAGCCGUUAAAGGGAAAGGAUGCACUAUUCAGUAAAUUGGUUUCCACAGUGAGGAGUGAGGCAAAGUAAUUGGAUCCUACCUGUCAGGCACAAAAAUUCUAUAUGAAUCAAGGCUUAAAAAUGAAAAAUAAAACCUUCAAACUUUUUUUUAAUGGUUUCAGGAUAGAAGAUACAGAAAGCAGUCACAAAUAUUUAUUAACACUCACCCAAUAUAUAAAAAGUUACAAAUCAAUAAGAAACACAUAACCCGAUUGAAAAAUGAGCAGGAAACUCAAAUAGAUAUUUUAAGAUAAAGGAAAUGCAAAUGGCCAAUAAGCAUAACAAGAGCUUAAUCUUAUGCAUGAUUGGAGAAAUACAAAAGAAGACCCUAAAGAAAUAUCAUUUUACACCUCUGAGAGUGGCAAAAUUAAGAAAUCUGACUAUACCAACUGAUGAUGAGUACAUUGAACAAUGGAAACUCAUUCUGUUGGUGGGAAUAUAAAUUGGAAACCAAUUUGGCCUUAUUACAUCUAGCCUAUUACCAAACAACUUCACACCCAGGUCCUCUGUAAAAACUUUGGCAUAUACGCAGAUUAGAAUAUUCAUAGUAGCAUUGUUUAUAUAGGGUGUAGUCUGAAAACAACCCACAAGUCCACAGACAAGAAAAUAAACUAAUAAAUUGUGGAAUAGAGACACAUGGGGUAUUAUGCAGCAGUGAAAAUGAAAGAACUUUGGUUAGGUAUAAUCAUCUAGAUUCUCUUAGUGACAAUGUUAAGUAAAAAAGUGGGUGACAGAAAACUACAUAGAAUAUGGUACAAUUUUUUGUACUAUGCCAACACAAAACCUAGAAGGGUUGUUUAUGGGCACAUAUAUGUGGUAAGAAAACUUAGAAAAUGGGAGGGUCCAAUGAUUCACACAGAAUUUAAGGUAAGUUUUUAAAAAACCUCUGAGUACAAAAUGAGGGUGUGAGUGGGAUGGAAAGGACUUCCGGAGAAGAUUCAAUGGGUUUUGGUAAAAUUCUACUUCGCAAAUUAAGAUGUGUGUUCUUCACAUUUCAUAACUUACAUGUUCUUUCACCAUUUUAUUAAAAUAUUCUGAAAAAUUUUAAAUUACAAAAAGCAACUGGAAAGCGCCACGCCUCAUUUGUAUUAGCCACAAAUUGCCGCCUAAAACGCACUCUGCGUCAGCAGCCUCACGUAGUUCGUCGUCUGAAGGGGCGGAGCCCUGGGACCACUGUAAGCAUGCGCCUUCCAGCCAGCCAAUCAGCAACGCUCCUGGGAGGCGAGGCUGCAUUUUCUCCCGCCGGAAUUUGGAGUUACCUCAGAGGAGUGUCGCGGCGGCGAAGUGGACACUUAAGAAAACAUUGAAAAAUGGUGCCCUCUGGAAGAAAAUAUUCCGGGAAGUCUGCGAAACCAUCUGUGGGGGAUCAGGCUAUAAGAGCCUAUGAAUUUGAGCAAGAAGACAAAAAAGAUCUGAGUGGUUCAGAGGAGGAUGCUGUUGAAGAGAAGACCCCAAUACUUGAGAAACAUGGGAGGAAAAGGACUUCUGCAGUAGUUGAAGAUAUGGGGGGUGAAGUACAGAAUAUGCUGGAAAGAUUUGGAGCUGAUAUUAACAAGUCUCUUCUUGCUAAGAGAAAGAGACUAGAAAUGUAUACCAAGGCUUCUCUCAAAACCAGUAACCAGAAACUUGAAAAUGUUUGGAAAACCCAACAAGAGCAAAGGCAGAAGCUUAACCAAGAAUAUUCUCAGCAGUUUCUGACUUUGUUCCAGCAGUGGGAUAUGGAUAUGCAGAAAGCUGAGGAACAAGAAGAAAAACUUGCUAAUCUGUUUCGACAGCAACAAAAGGUUUUCCAACAGUCUAGAAUUGUUCAGAGCCAGAGACUGAAAACAAUUAGACAAUUAUGUGAGCAGUUCAUAAAGAGUAUGGAGGACUUGGAGAAGAAUCAUGAAAAUCUACUUACUGGUGCACAAAAUGAACUUAAAAAAGAAAUGGCUUUGUUGCAAAAAAAAAUUAUGAUGGAAACUCAGCAGCAAGAGAUGGCAAGUGUCCGAAAGUCUCUUCAAUCCAUGUUAUUCUGAUGACUCUUUGAAGGAAGAACUUGAACCUAAGUAAUAUGAUAUAACAUUAGCUAAUAAGUUGUUAGAAUGAUUUAAGAUUAUAGUUUAAAAUAUUACAUCAUAUUAAUCAUUAGCUUAAGUGCAAGACCAUUCUUUUUGUUCACCUCCAAAUAUGAACUUAUGUGAGAAGCAGCAAUCCCUAAAGUAUAUGUACCACUGUGCUUCAGCUCUUUAAUAGUACUAGUGAUAAUAGCAGUAGUGAAUUUUUCUUACAGUUGUCUUUUAACUUUUAGCAAUAAAAAUGAUUUAAUUGCAA
Odocoileus virginianus texanus is the source of this 2591-nucleotide messenger RNA. The record is from RefSeq and is a predicted model, not a curated record. NCBI's taxonomy places the organism in Eukaryota, Metazoa, Chordata, Mammalia, Artiodactyla, Cervidae.